AUGAAGUGUUUCGUAGUGUUGUCAGUGGUACUGGUGCUGUGUCUGAGUGCUGUCCAAAGCGCCAAACCAGUGAAAAGAUCAGCCGGUGUUGGGUUCACAGGGGGUCGUAUCGUAGGGGGUAGGGAUGCGACUGAAGGUCAGGCCCCCUGGCAGGCCUCACUGCUAGUGAACGGGUGGUUCGGGUGGAGUCACAACUGCGGCGGCACUUUAACGGGCAAAAAAUCGGUCGUAACGGCUGCUCAUUGUACGGAAGGUUACACCAAAGACACCUUAAAAAUACAAUACGGAGGACUCGAUAGGACUGCAUUGACAUACGACAACCCCAUUGCCCAGAUAAAUGAGCAUGAUCAGUGGAAUAAGCCGAGUCAAUUUGACUACGACUACGCGGUCAUCAACUUAGAGCGUGACAUCGAAGUGGGCGGUAAUGUCGGGACACUAGAGUUGGCACAAACCGAGCCUAAGACGGGGGAUAAGGCAGACCUGACCGGAUGGGGCGCCACCUCAUACGGCGGUGCACUACCGAUAGAGGUCACCCCCAGAAUGAUAUGCACCCGGAAUCCCACGGCCAGUGUUUGCGGCGGUGACUCUGGUGGACCAUUAGUAUCCGGUGGCAAACUGGUGGGCAUUGUCUCCUGGGGACGCAGUGGCUGUCCGGCCGACACCCAGACCUCCCCUAACGCCUACGCAAAUGUGGCUAACCUUGUGGACUGGCUUCAGGAGAAAAUUGUCUAA
Molecule: messenger RNA, 732 nt
Organism: Oppiella nova
Lineage: Eukaryota; Metazoa; Arthropoda; Arachnida; Sarcoptiformes; Oppiidae
Source: the annotation of a GenBank genome assembly